Messenger RNA from Fimicolochytrium jonesii, 1466 nucleotides. RefSeq lists its product as uncharacterized. The record is from RefSeq and is a predicted model, not a curated record. The transcript is spliced from 4 exons. Bases 102 to 1466 code for a protein of 454 amino acids. NCBI's taxonomy places the organism in Eukaryota, Fungi, Chytridiomycota, Chytridiomycetes, Spizellomycetales, Powellomycetaceae.
CUUUUAAACGGGAAGGAAGAAAAGAUGAAGUUCGCAGUCACGUGCAGUGUCCCGUGACUCGGAUCCUUCACAAGACCAGUGUCACUGCUUCUCUGCAUCGCAUGGAAAGCGGUGACUACAUCGGGCCUGUGCCGACCGCCAUCAAGAACAAGGACUAUGGCGUCGACGACGAUGGACUCACCAUUGUUCCAACACCGACAUGGCAGUUUACGCCAUACGCCCUCUCUCUGUUCAUUCCGCAAGUCGACAACCAUCUGUACCUAACCACCGCCCUGCGGGAGGGGAAAUGUUAUCAGUUUGUCCAGCUCCCCUUUGACCUGCCAAACGGAAUAGCCGUCGUUCUCGACGGCGAGAUCCCUUUGAAGUUUUGGGAAAACGCGAAAGACAAAGCGCUCAAGAAAGGCGGGGUUCGACAGACCACAAACGCCCACUACUCCUUGAUCUGCACGGAACGCAUGAGCGAGGCGACGUUCCUCGAAAACCUGCGGCACAUCUUCCAGAUGCCGCAAGUCUACCCGUGCCGUAUCCACGCCGCCGCAGGGCUUGCCGACCUGACAGCAGAUUGGGAAGGAGCCUCAGACCUUGACGGACCGGUUCGUAUCGUCCACGAGGCCGCUGUGCAGCUGGCACCGCUGAUGUCGGGCAUGGAUAGAAUUGACGUCGCCGGGUUACACGGGCACAUCUCGAUUGAAAAGCCCACCUUUUCGUCGCUGCUGUCAAGCCCAUUCUUCAGCCGGGUUGCCUUCCACCUACUGGGAUUUGGGGUCGAAAUCGAAGACUCCCACUCUGCAGCUAUCCGCAUGGGGGCGAUCCGCGAAAUGAUUGCCGACAGAUACGAGUGGGACACCGAUCUGCCCUACAAAAACGUGGUGCUGCCGAACUCGGGAGUUGACGAUGUCGUCGAUAGCUUCAAGAGGGGUCUUUCUUUCUCGGAAUUUGAGUAUGGGGAACACGUGCCCAACUUGUCGGACAGCGAAGAGAGCGAGCAAGCCUUCCUAGACUUCUACAAACCGUUCGGGGUUUUGACGUGCACACUCAUCGCAGCGAACUCCGUUUGGGCCGUCAUGUCGUUUGACGGGACGUCGACAGACAUCCCACCCUUCCGAAUCGAACGCGAUAACAAAAUCUACGCUGCCGACGCCUGCGGAAGGAUCACGGAUUGGAUUGACGAUACUGAGCAGCAGCUCAUAGUUGUCGAGUCUUAUGCGGAUCCUAUUCCCACUCCCCGAGUCAAGUUCGAAAGGAUUCUGGCGGAAAGCGGUCGCACGCGACAAUGCAAAAAGAUCUUGCUCCCCUGCCCUGCCCCUAGCCUCGGUGCAUCGCCCGGUUCUGGUGGCAGUGACGAUAUGCACCUCCCUCUUGAAAGAUUAUGCGAAGAAAUCGUACAUCUCGGUUAUAAAGUGAUUACCGAACAAGCCGGCUUUGGCGUCGUCGCUAGCGUCCUGACCGACGCUGAACAAGGUUGA